This is a messenger RNA of Pelodiscus sinensis (Chinese soft-shelled turtle), 1478 nucleotides long. The record is from RefSeq and is a predicted model, not a curated record. NCBI's taxonomy places the organism in Eukaryota, Metazoa, Chordata, Testudines, Trionychidae.
CCCUUUGGAAGGGGCAUGAGGCCCCGCGGUGCCCCCCGUCCCGCUCACAGCCCGUCUCGCCCACAGAUCCCUGCCACCCCAGAGGGCACCGCCGCCAACUUCGGGAAGGGCUUUGGGCAGAAGUCCGGCUACGUCCUGUGCAUCACCUCAGCUGUGACGAGGGAGACCUCCCCAGGCAAUGUGGUAGCCGAUGUGCAGAUCCUGAGUGAGAAAACGCUCCCCCCCCCAGGAUACGUUUACAUUAUGGAGUUCUUAGAGCCAAAAACAUCAAUUUCCAAGAAGAAACGAAUCUGUAUGAAACUUGUCCCAUUAAGUGCAGCAGAACUAGUUGUAUUUGACAUUAUGCUGACUAAUAAGAGUAAAGUGGUUCCUUCCUAUAUGAAGAUAGGAGAAAUUAGCAGCUUUGCUGUUUGGUGUAAAAAGGGGCAGCUUCUCAAACCUAAACCCCUUCCAAAACCAAGGGGCAUCAGUCUAGAAAUGAAGGGGCUUUCACUGGAGACAGCAGACCUGAAUAGAAAAGAGACAGAAUUUCCAUCAGAAAAGUCUUGGACUAGAGUUGGCUCAAAAUAUGCAUCCAUUAAGCGAGUGGAUUCCAUUUAUGAUACAGCUAAUCUUUAUGGCAUCUCAGCCAUGGAUGGGGUACCUUUCACACUACACCCCAAAUUUGAAAGCAGCAUCACUACUAGAACUAAUGCCUUUUCCAUCUUCAUGGACUUGAACAUUAAGUCUCUUGCUGACAUUGAGAAGGAGUAUGACUAUGCCUUUGUAGUUGAAAGGACCGCAGCUGCCAGACUCCCACCCACCAUCUGUUAGCAGCAAGCAGCAGCAUGGAGUCAAUAUCCCUUCUAGCAGAUAAAGUUGCAUUCUUCCUACUGAGUCAUUCCAUUCAGGCUGGCUGUUGCCUCAGCUGCAUAAACUUCAUAACAGCUGUGAUGGACUCAAUCCUCCAAAGGACACACCUAUGAAGAACUAAGUGAACUAUUUUUCUGCCUUAUUGUGUAGUAUUUAAAUCUGUAUGUCACUUGGUGCUUGCUAGCUUUUAUAAGAUUAAAUUCACAAGAAAAGGAGGGUUAUGCCUAUGCCACAAUAAAAGACCCAGGCAUGGGCAUAGCACUGGUCUUGGGCUGGUGGUGGGCUAAAAUGGCAGUGGACAUGCCUGGGCUAGACCUUGGGCUUUGAGACCACCCCCAGUCAUGAGAUUGCAGAACCAGGCCACCAGGCCAAACCCAAAACAUCGUCACAGCAAUAUUUAAACCUGCAGCAAGCAUCAACUGACCCGGAGUUUAAAACUCACCGUUGUGCUUUUUUACUGCAGAGUCUAGUACCUCUCCAUGGAAGCUCAGGUGGGGGAGGGCAAGACAAUGAUUUCUCUCGCUUCUUAAUGAAGUAGCCACACAUUUUUUCCAGCGCAUAUGUGUUUUACUUGUCUGACUGCAAGAAAGAUGUUCUGGCUCUGUUUAAAGGUUAAUGAAGACCCA